GUAUUUUCUUUCCGGAACACAAAGAACCACAAGCGCUUGACUCGAGUGUGGCUAAAAAGCAAUCAACCUGUGCGCUUGAGGUGGAUAUUGGAUCUAAUUUCAUUUUAAACCGAUUUCAGCUGACUUUGCAUAGUAACGACACCAAAACGCACUCGAAUCCAGGUAUCGAGGCUAUUUGGAAUGAUGAGCGCUUACGUAGGCAGAGAAUGGCUGAAAAACGAGUGGAAAAUGUACCCCCUUUGGAAAUACCAGCCUCUCAAGAGCGCACCAAUGUACCGUCCGUUGAGAGUGAGAUUUUUCAUAAAACAGUUUUGCAAAGCAAAUUAUUGGCUUUAAAUUUGUCAACAACUUUUAGCGGCUGCCAGUUGGAUCAAUCUAUAAACUCCACGCUUCAGACAAGUAUUGUCAAUUUUCCUUCAGGUGAUGCUGGCGGUAGGGAUCAGAAACGUACAUUUAAUCUGAGUAAAAUAGUUGGGAAUGCUAUUUAUCCUGAAGAGUGCACACCAAAUGAAAAUCUAAUCAACGCCUCCUUUAUAGAAAAUCAUUUAUCUAACAGUAGCUUCACGCAAAGUGGUUCACUAGUUUGCUCUGCAGGCAAACCGUUGGUUAAAAAUAACUCAGACGCUCGAGGAAAUAGCAUUCUCUUGGAUGAUACCGUCAUUGAUGAAGAAUUGCUUUUAAAUAUAACGACCGAAAUCCCACAACAAUUAAAUACAAGCCUAUGUGCAGAAGACAUGGAACUCCUGGAUAUUCUAAAGCAGUUAGAAGAGCACGAGGAAGAUGGAAAUCAUAUCGACUUGGAUAGUACGUUAGCACCACUCACACAGGCACAUAAAAAAUUUAAUCCCUCACCGGAGUUAUUAGAUAAGCAAGUGGGAGCAGCAGCUGUCAGUCAACCAUUUCCAGAUAGUGACACCGAUUCCAAUGAAGAUGAAAAUGGGAAUCCCCUUGACUUUUCCAUUGCCUUAGAGAACAUGGAGGAAUUAAUAUUAAAAUUUACACAAAGCCAACCAACAGAAGAAGAAGGAUCUAGGAUAGAUUUUCCUCAAGUGGAUGGCUCGGAUGAUUUGGUACCAAAAACUCCUACUAAAACUGGAAGUAGACUGAGAGAGGGUAACAGUAAAAAUGUGAAAACAUCCCCAUGUACGCCAAGGACCCCUAGCCGAGGGAAUCUCUCACCGAAGCGAUCACCGCGCACUCCAAAGUCGAGCGCAAGCAAGAAAUAUGCACCAUUACCGCUAAAAAUCACUUGCAAAAAGACUGAUAAGAGCGAAAAUAAGGGCAAUGAAAUAACUCCAGUACGGCGUUCAGUUAUGAGAAAUUUAGAUAUCGGUUCUAGCGUCUCUAAAAGUGCGAAAAUUACUCUGAGUAAAAAGCUGGCAAUAUCGGCAUUGCGUCGAAAAAGUGUCGAUUGGAGUCCAAGUACAAUGCAGCAACAGCAUAUUUCAAGAAACGAAGAAAGCGGAAGUGUGAAACGCACACCUAUUCGACGUUCUAGAAAUACUAAGGACUUAGACAGAACGCACAUUACCUGCGAGUUAACACCCCGGAGAAAAAGUGAACGGAUCUUAAAAGUCUAUAGCAUUGAAGAAGCAGUAUCGAAGGAAAUUAAACCGCCAGCCAAUCAAAUUCAAAGUAUAUGUCAGAAUUAUGAACCCAAUUCUGUUACUGAAACAUCACAUUCGAAUAGUCCUCGUGAUAUAAAAGAAACAGCUGGGCUAAAUACCCAAAGAAAGAGUAUACGGCUCGUUGAUGAUAGUCGAACUGUUAGCCGGUAUAGUUCUACGACUUCGCAAAUUCAACCCGGGAAUCCAUGUGUAACCGAAAGAACUCAGUCACUCAACAUUCGAAAAUGUGUAGUAAAACUUAGGAAAACUGUAAUUCGAACAAAUUGCGUUAGUCCGAAGAAUCCUGCAGCGGUAAAGAAAGUAGCUGGCAAAGAGGGCGGCAAAGAGAAACAAAUUACAAUGCUUAAACAACAGCAACCAACAAAUUGCAUUUCCAUUCCUACAGGCCAUGAAUAUAAUUUAAAAGAAAAUGACGCACAAUUGUGGCUUGAAGAGAAUACCGCAAGUCCUCUUAAUGAGUCAAACGAAAGUGACGAAAUUGCGGCAUCAGAUAUCGAGGAUGACACUAACUCAAUCGGCGCGAAACGUCUCCGGAGGAGCUUUCAUCUGGUACAGCGAAAAAAGAUGCUCAAAAACAAGGUCUUUUCAAACAAUUACAUUCAUGGACC
Rhagoletis pomonella (apple maggot) is the source of this 2236-nucleotide messenger RNA. RefSeq lists its product as uncharacterized. Lineage: Eukaryota; Metazoa; Arthropoda; Insecta; Diptera; Tephritidae. The record is from RefSeq and is a predicted model, not a curated record. Gene Ontology annotation, molecular function: DNA-directed DNA polymerase activity. Gene Ontology annotation, cellular component: nucleus; zeta DNA polymerase complex. Gene Ontology annotation, biological process: error-prone translesion synthesis; double-strand break repair via homologous recombination.